Anopheles aquasalis is the source of this 1443-nucleotide messenger RNA. RefSeq names its product Tryptophan 2,3-dioxygenase vermilion (gene v). Lineage: Eukaryota; Metazoa; Arthropoda; Insecta; Diptera; Culicidae. The record is from RefSeq and is a predicted model, not a curated record. Gene Ontology annotation, molecular function: L-tryptophan 2,3-dioxygenase activity; metal ion binding; heme binding.
ACCGGACUGUGUAGAUCACCCUCUUCUUCCCUGUUCGCGCUGAUCGCUCAAUCGAGUUCCAACGAAACAAUUGUUAGAUCUAUUUGUUGUGUUCGCGAAUCUUCACUUUUGUAUCCUCCACCAUGAGCUGCCCAGUGAGAAGCGGAUUUGUGGAUUCGGUGCAAGGUGGACACCAUCUCGGUUCGGAGGCGGGCAUGCUGUACGGCGAGUACCUGAUGCUGGACAAGGUGCUGAGCGCCCAGCGGAUGCUGUCCGUGGAGGGCAAGAAACCGGUGCACGAUGAGCAUCUGUUCAUCGUGACCCAUCAAGCUUACGAGCUGUGGUUUAAGCAGAUCAUCUUCGAACUCGACUCGAUCCGCGUACUGUUCAGCACCGAGCACAUCGAGGAGUCACGCACGUUGGAGAUCUUGAAACGGCUGAAUCGUAUCGUCAUGAUCCUGAAGCUCCUGGUGGACCAGGUUCCCAUUCUCGAGACGAUGACACCGCUCGACUUUAUGGACUUCCGUGACUACCUGUCACCGGCCAGCGGUUUCCAGAGUCUGCAGUUCCGGCUGCUGGAGAACAAGCUGGGCGUUAAGUCGGAGCAUCGCGUCAAGUACAACCAAAAGUACACGGAAGUGUUCGCCAGCGAUCCGUCCGCGAUCGAUCGCAUUGCCGUGACGGAGGCGGAACCUUCGUUGGCCGAUCUGGUGCAGAAGUGGCUCGAGCGUACGCCCGGGCUCGAGGAGGAUGGGUUCAACUUCUGGGGCAAAUUCCAGGAGAGCGUCGAGAAGCUGCUCAGCGACCAGGAAGCGAGCGCCAUGAAAGAGGAACACGAGCAUGUGCGCGAGUACCGGCUGAUGGAUAUUGGGAAGCGGCGUGAGGUGUACAAGUCCAUCUUCGAUGCGCAGGUCCAUGAUGCGCUGGUGGCACGUGGCGAACGCCGGUUCACUCAUAAAGCGCUCCAGGGUGCCAUCAUGAUUACGUUCUAUCGCGAUGAGCCACGUUUCAGUCAACCGCACCAGCUGCUGAUGCUGCUGAUGGACAUCGAUUCGUUGAUUACCAAGUGGCGCUAUAAUCACGUGAUCAUGGUGCAGCGUAUGAUCGGUUCGCAGCAGCUCGGUACGGGUGGAUCUUCCGGUUAUCAGUAUCUUCGUUCAACGCUUAGCGACCGGUAUAAGGUGUUUCUGGAUCUGUUCAAUCUCUCCACCUUCCUGAUACCGCGCAACACGAUCCCGCCCCUGACGAACGAGAUGCAGAAGGCCCUCAACAUGGCCUGGGGUUCACCGGCGCAUACGGCAGCCCGCAAUGGCACUCUGCACUAGCACUGCGUGAUGGAAGCCCGUCAUCGGUUUUUGCUUACCUCCAGCGAAGAGAUAGCAAUCCCGGAUGACAUCCAAACACACAAACAAACACCUACGUUUCGCAUGAUAUCAUGCGCUAUCCGAAUAAAGUGAGACAUAA